AUGGUUUCUAUACAUCUUCGUUUACCUAUAUUAUUAUCUUCUUAUUAUUAUAUUAUUAAUAGUAAUAUAAAUUAUAAUCUUAUUAGAUUAUAUUCUAUAUGUCUUAUAUUUUUCUCUCAAAUAAUUCCAUUAUCAUCUUCAAAAUUUGAUGAUCAAGUAUUAGAUAUUGUACAUUCUAUGGAUGGUGAUAUGUGUCGAAAUUAUGUAUUUACUUGUUUAUUUCGACAACGAUAUCAUAAAUCAUUUGAUAAUCAACAACAAACUGGAAAUUGUAAAUAUCUUUUAAUAUUACAUUCAUGUCUUCAAUAUGAUACCGAUAUAACAGGUAUUUGUUAUAAAUUAUCACUUAAUCGAGCAAAAUCCCGUCUUGAUAAUGAUUCAUUAAAACAUUGUUUUACAUCAUCUGUAUAUAAAAAUUUUCAUGCUCAACAUCUACGUUCAAUUGCACCAACACGAACUAUUAUGAAGUGUCAAAUAUUCGUGCUUUUUUUUCUACUUAUCUCAUUUGUCAUUAAGAUAAGAGCGUGUUGUUGA
Molecule: messenger RNA, 534 nt
Organism: Adineta steineri
Lineage: Eukaryota; Metazoa; Rotifera; Eurotatoria; Adinetida; Adinetidae
Source: the annotation of a GenBank genome assembly